This is a messenger RNA of Jatropha curcas, 17070 nucleotides long. Its product is annotated as midasin-like protein. The record is from RefSeq and is a predicted model, not a curated record. Gene Ontology annotation, molecular function: ATP hydrolysis activity; ATP binding. NCBI's taxonomy places the organism in Eukaryota, Viridiplantae, Streptophyta, Magnoliopsida, Malpighiales, Euphorbiaceae. Gene Ontology annotation, cellular component: nucleus; preribosome, large subunit precursor. Gene Ontology annotation, biological process: ribosomal large subunit assembly; ribosomal large subunit export from nucleus.
CCUAAUAAACCCUAAACGUAAGGAGCAGCAGAAAGCAUAGCAGAGAUACAGAGGGUGACACAGAGAGAGGAAGGACAAAAACAGAAAUUGGGACCCUAAUUUGGUAACCUCAAGUCUGAAAAAGCUACCAAGCAGCUAAUUAAAAGUUAUCGACGUUGUUCUUUCUCACGAAAUUGAAAUUGAGCUUCCUUUUGCCCAUUCAACCAAUAUAAGGUUUGCCAAGCUAAAAGCGAACUGAUACAGGAUUGUAUAUCCUUUUGUUUAUGGCGUUGGAGUUAUAAUUACCUGUGCUUCAAAACACACAUUUCUUAUUAUAAAAUAUAACAAACAUUUUUUUAGUAUUAUUUUUGACACAUAAUUUGUUAGUAUAUAGAUAUAUAGAAAUAUUUAAGUUUUUGUUCUCAGAUGGCAAUGGAUGGAAGUUUCAGUGUUGAAUCUGCAUUCAAGAGGUUCCUUUCUCGUUGCCCAGAGCUUAGAAAAAUUCAGAAGCUCAAUGACCUUGAAAAGAAGGGACACAUGACGACAGAGGAAGAAGUCAUAAAUUUGGUGGCAGAACUAUUUUUGAACCCAAAUUAUACGAUACCCUUGGUUGGGUGUUUCAGACCACUGGCUAGAAAGAUCAUAGAUGAAACUGUGUCUUUGCUUGGCAAGUGUAAUCUAAGUUCCAACCAGGAUGACACAACAGUGGAUCCAAGAGAGUUUGUUAAAGGAGAAAUUGCUUAUGUUAUUGAUUUUUAUGAUCGAAGUGGGAGGGGUUUGAUUCUUCACGAGCUCGCUUGCUUAGCUUUUUGCCGUGCCCUUGAUUUGGAUAAUUCCUUAUUGGGGUCUCUGUCAGCUUACUUCAAAUUUUCAUUGCCUCCUUUUGAACGUAUUUUGAGGAAAAGAGCGGUUUCUGAGCAGAUUGAGGUUGUUGGUCAUUGCUUACUUGCUGCACGGGUAUCUUACCGUCUACUCCUUCUAGAACCCGAGUUCUUCUCUGUAAGGUGGGAUUGGUCCUGUUUUUUGGAGCUUUUAAAGACAAUGCAAAAUAUUGAUCUGGGUCAUGGUGCUCGAGAUGAGGAGAUUUCAGAUAUAAGAUGGUGCGGAAUACAAAUCCUAUCCAUCACUUUGAAAAUAAGUGACAGAGCAAUUGAAAAUUUUGGUGUGGGAGCUGAAGAAGCUGCUUCAUGUUUAUUGCGCUGGGAGGAGUUCUGUAAAGACGUGGCUAUAGAGAAGGCUGGAUUAUAUGUUGAUUCACUUGAGCACAUAAUAUUGGGUUCUGUCAACGGAGGACCUGAUUUCAGCCAGCAAAAUGUCCUGAGAUCUCAUGGCCACAAUCCACUGGCUUCGUCAAAGUUUGAUGAAAUUGAGCCCACGAUUAAGAGUCGACGGUUGGCUAAAUGGAAUGAUAAAGAAGGAAGUCCAUUUGUAAUGACAUCAACAGUAGAGAAAAGUUUUCAGAUGGUGCUAUUAGCAGUGAGUCAAAGGUGGCCUGUUCUUCUGUAUGGCCCUGCUGGUGCUGGGAAAACUGCCCUCAUCAGCAAGUUAGCUCAAGAUUAUGGGAACCAAGUUCUUUCUAUCCACAUGGAUGAACAAAUUGAUGGCAAAACAUUGAUUGGGACUUAUGUCUGUGCUGAACAACCUGGUGAAUUUAGAUGGCAACAUGGUUCACUUAUCCAGGCUGUUCUGAAUGGCUAUUGGGUUGUAUUUGAGGACAUUGAUAAAGCACCACCAGAUGUGCAAUCGAUCUUACUACCUUUACUUGAAGGUGCAAACUUCUUCAUAACUGGUCGUGGGGAGGAAAUAAGAGUAGCAGAAAGCUUUAGACUAUUUUCUACCAUUUCUACUUCAAAGAUUGAUGUGUUCUGUAAUGCAGAAGGUGGAAAGUUACUUAGCACUCUUUGGAGGAGAGUGAUGAUUAGGCUGCCAAAAAAUGAUGACUUGCAAAAUAUAGUGAAAGCAUGGUAUCCAAAUUUGGAGCCUCUUGCUGGGAAACUUAUAGAAACAUUUGAAAGAGUUAACUCCUCCUCUCUAUACCAUAUUUUGGGAUUUCAGUCUGGAAAUUCCUGUCUUGGUGGAUCUGUGGGCAGGUUCUCUUUAAGGGAUCUCCUUAAAUGGUGCAAACGAAUAGCUGGAUUAGGCUUUUGCACUAUGGGAGAUGCGUUGGCGGAUUAUCAGUGUCACUGCAUCUAUCAAGAGGCUGUGGAUAUAUUUGCAGCAUUUUCAGCAUCAGUUGAGACUCGAAUGACUAUAAUGAAAGACAUCGCGAAGUUGUGGAUGGUUCCACUCUCUGAGUCAGGAAUUCUACAUCCUUGUAAACCCGAAAUCCAGGGUUUGCUUGCAGAACUAAGAAUUGGACGAGUUACUCUUCAACGCACUGAAACUACGUUACAUGGCCAAGAGAGACUUGUCAAGAUGUGUAGUUCUUUGCAUGUACUUGAGAGAAUAUCUUGCUCUGUUAAGUACAAUGAGCCUAUUCUCUUGGUUGGUGAAACUGGAACUGGGAAAACUACACUUGUACAAAAUCUGGCAACAAUGCUUGGUCAGAGGCUUACUGUUCUGAAUUUGAGUCAACAAAGUGAUGUUGCUGAUUUAUUAGGAGGAUUUAAGCCCAUAGACCCACAGUCUAUUUGUAUUCUCCUUUAUAAGGAGUUUGAAUCUCUUUUUUCGAAGACAUUUUCAGUGAAGGUAAAUGAUAAACUUUUUGCCUACUUACAAAAGCAAUUGCGAAAGAAGAACUGGACAAUGUUAAUGGACGCAUUUAAGAAGUAUGUAGAUUAUUUCCAAAACAAAGUACAAGUAGAAAGAUCUGGAUCUGGGAAGAAGCGAAAAAAGCCUUUUGAUAAAGAAGAAAUGCGCGGAGCUUGGGAGAAUUUUUAUGUGAAACUUGUAACUGCAUAUGCACAAAUUGGGGCUUCAUCUGGAAUGAUGUUCUCAUUCAUAGAAGGAGCCUUCAUAACUGCACUUAGAAAUGGUGAGUGGAUUUUGCUGGAUGAGGUGAAUUUAGCUCCUCCUGAGACCUUGCAGAGAAUUGUUGGUGUUCUUGAAGGAGACUCUGGAUCACUUUGUUUAGCUGAAAGAGGGGAUAUAAGUCAUAUACCAAGACAUCCUAGUUUCCGAAUAUUUGCCUGCAUGAAUCCUGCAACUGAUGCUGGAAAGCGAGACUUGCCCUACUCUUUGCGGAGCAGAUUUACAGAGUACUUUGUUGAUGAUUCUUUAGGUAGAGAGGAUUUGAAAUUAUUUGUUAACAAAUUUAUGGAGGAAACUCAAUCAAAUAAGGAUCUAGAACAAAGAAUAAUUGAUUUCUACGAGACAGCCAAAGUAAACUCUGAAGAAAGGCUUCAAGACGGGGCUAAUCAGAAGCCUCAAUAUAGCUUAAGGUCUUUAUACCGUGCACUAGAGUACACCAGGGAGGCAAAGGCAAAUUUUGGAUUUCAAAAGGCAUUUUAUGAUGGCUUUUGUAUGUUUUUUCUCACUAUGUUGGAUAGGCCCAGUGCCAAGAUUAUGAAAGAGAUGAUCAAGGAUAAGUUGUUAGGGGGGAAUAAACCUUCAUCAGUACCUUUUGAUACUUACUUAACAGUUAAAAAAGACUCCAUCUCGGAGGAUUUCUCAGAGAAUUAUGUAUUGACAAGGAGUGUUAAGAAGCAACUCGAAAACUUGGCGCGUGCUGUUUUUAUCAAGAGAUAUCCUGUCCUUUUACAGGGACCAACCUCCAGUGGAAAAACUAGCCUUGUUCAGUAUCUUGCUGCAAGAACUGGGCAUGAAUUCGUACGGAUAAACAACCACGAACACACUGAUCUGCAGGAAUAUUUAGGUUCUUACAUAUCUGAUAUUCAUGGAAAGCUUAUAUUUCAUGAAGGUGUAUUGGUUAAGGCUGUCCGUAAUGGUUAUUGGAUUGUUUUGGAUGAGCUAAAUCUUGCCCCAUCUGAUGUGCUGGAAGCAUUAAAUCGGUUGUUAGAUGACAAUAGAGAACUUUUUGUGCCUGAAUUGCGUGAGACCAUAAGGGCACAUCCAAAUUUUAUGCUUUUUGCUACUCAAAAUCCACCCACUUUCUACGGUGGUCGUAAAAUGCUUUCUCGAGCAUUUCGCAAUCGUUUUGUGGAGGUUCAUGUUGAUGAGAUCCCAGAUUUUGAGUUGAGCACAAUAAUAGAGAAAAGGUGUAAAAUCCCUGGAAGCCGUGCCCAGAUCAUGGUUGAAGUCAUGAAGGAGCUGCAAUUGCAUAGGCAGAGGAGCAAAGUGUUUGCUGGAAAACAUGGAUUCAUAACUCCAAGAGACUUGUUUCGUUGGGCUAAUCGAUUGAAAAUAUUCGGAAAUUCUAAAGAAGUUAUGGCGGAACAGGGUUUCUAUCUUUUGGCAGACAGGCUGCGAGAUGAUGGAGAGAAACUCGUGGUUCAAGAAGUUUUGGAAAAGCAUCUCCGGGUCAAAAUUGCCAGAGAUAACUUGUACAAGGAUUCAGUUGGAAGGGACUCUAAAUCCAUGGAAAGGGACUUGAAGAUUCCUGGAAACAUUAUCUUGACUAAAAGUAUGCAGAGAUUGUUCUUUCUUGUCAAGAAUUGCUAUGAGUUACAUGAGCCUGUACUGCUUGUUGGAGAAACUGGUGGUGGAAAGACUACCGUUUGUCAGUUACUUAGUAGCUCGUUGGGAACACAAUUGCACAUUUUGAAUUGCCAUCAAUACACAGAAACAUCUGAUUUUCUUGGGGGGUUUUAUCCUAUCCGAGAGAGAUCAAGACUGGCAUCAGAAUUCAAAUACACAGUAGAAAAGUUGAAGCUAUCAAAGGCUUAUGUCCUCUUCCCUGAGUUCUUAGAAAUCUCUUCUGAUAUUAGCCAGGCUUCUUCGACUCUUAGUCAUCUCUCUGCAAUACUAAUUAGUUACAAAGAAGGUGGAGUUCCCUGUCCUGGUGUCACUAUGCAAGAUCUUGAUACUCUUGAGGAGAUGAAGUUGAACCUUGAUCAGCUGCAUGAAAAGUGGCAGACAAUAUUUACAUGGCAAGAUGGGCCUCUUGUGCAAGCCAUGAGAGCUGGUGAUCUAUUUCUUGUGGAUGAAAUUUCAUUGGCUGAUGAUAGUGUACUUGAGAGAUUGAAUAGUGUAUUGGAGCCUGAAAGAACACUGUCUUUGGCAGAGAAAGGAGGGUCUGCUAUGGAAAAUAUAACAGCUCAUGAGAAUUUUUUAGUUCUUGCAACUAUGAAUCCUGGAGGUGAUUAUGGUAAAAAGGAAUUAUCUCCGGCUCUUCGCAACCGGUUUACUGAGAUUUGGGUUCCGCCUGUUAGUGAUCUGGACGAACUUAGAGAUAUUGCUUUGAAGAGGUUUUCUAAUCCAGAAUUCUCAUACAUUGUGGACGCUAUGAUAAAUUUCUGGGAGUGGUUCAACCAGUUGCAAACAGGGAGGAUGCUUACUGUGAGGGAUCUCCUAUCUUGGGUCGAGUUUAUUAACACGACUAAAGGAAGUUUAGAACGUGAUUAUGCAUUCUUCCAUGGCCUUUUUCUUGUUUUGCUGGAUGGACUAAGUCUAGGGACUGGUAUUUCCCGAGAGGAUGCUAGACUGUUAAGGGAGAAAUGCCUGUCUUUUCUUGUAAAGCAAUUUGAGUUGGACAAUAACGUGCUACAUAAACUUUCAACGAUGGAAAAUUAUGGUUGGGGUGAUCUUGGAACAGUUGAAGAUAUUUCUUGUUGCCAUGACAUGCUCUGCGACAAUGUUUUUGGUAUCAGUCCAUUUUAUAUUGAAAAAGGCUAUGGAAAGUGCGAGACCAGUGGUUUUGAAUUUUUGGCACCAACCACCCGCAGAAAUGCUUUGCGGGUAUUGCGUGCUAUGCAGCUUCCAAAGCCUGUUCUACUGGAAGGUAGUCCAGGUGUUGGUAAGACAAGUUUGAUCAUUGCCUUGGGAAAGUAUUCUGGGCAUAAGGUUGUACGCAUAAACUUAUCUGAGCAGACUGAUUUAAUGGAUUUGCUGGGGUCAGACUUACCUAUUGAAAGUGAUGAGGGGAUGAAGUUUGCAUGGUCUGAUGGAAUUUUGCUGCAGGCUUUAAAGGAGGGUUGUUGGGUUUUGCUGGAUGAACUUAAUCUUGCUCCACAGUCUGUCCUAGAGGGAUUGAAUGCUAUUCUGGAUCAUCGUGCUGAGGUAUUCAUUCCAGAGCUUGGGCUUACUUUUAAAUGCCCAUCAUCUUUCAGAGUCUUUGCUUGUCAAAAUCCUCUCUCUCAAGGUGGUGGCAGAAAAGGCCUUCCGAGAUCCUUUCUAAACCGUUUCACUAAGGUAUACAUAGAUGAGUUGGUCGAUGAUGACUACUUGUUCAUCUCUAGUUCCCUUUAUCCCGCCAUCCCAAGACCUGUGCUUUCAAAGUUAAUUUUCUUCAAUAAAAGGCUACAUGAAGAGACCAUGUUAUAUAAAAAAUUUGCUCACGAUGGCUCCCCAUGGGAGUUUAAUUUGCGUGAUGUGAUUCGCUCGUGUGACAUUAUUCAAGGUUCUCCAAACAAGUCAAAAUUUGAUAGCUUUCUUGACUUAAUUUAUGUGCAAAGAAUGCGUACUCCUGCUGAUCGCAAGCAAGUUUUACAGCUUUAUGAAGAGGUAUUUGGGGUGAAGCAGUUGAUAAAUCCAUUCCCACGAGUACAACUAAAUCCUAACUACUUAACCGUGGGAAAUACUACCUUUAAAAGAAACAGUACUUGGUCUUCUAAACUUAAGAGUAGUCAGCUGAAUGUUAUACCUAGCAUUCGCCAUAGCUUGGAAGCUGCUGUGCAUUGUGUACAGCAUCAGUGGUUGUGCAUCUUGGUUGGUCCAGCAUCAUCUGGGAAAACUUCGUUGAUAAGGUUAUUAGCUGAGGUCACGGGCAAUGUACUAAAUGAGCUAAAUCUUUCAUCUGCAACUGAUAUAUCUGAAUUACUUGGAUGCUUUGAGCAAUAUGAUGCUUACCGCAACUUUAGGUCCAUUUGUGGUCAAGUUGAAUGCUAUGUUACUGAAUAUUGCAGCUUGUUAUUGGAGUUUAAAGUGACACUCUGUGAAAAAAGGGAUAUACUCACCAAAUGGCUUGCUUUCUUAUCCAGUAUGGACUCUAGUUUCUUGUCAACUUCCACGCUUUUCGAGAAUUGGCAGAGUAUUGUCAAUUCUCUUAAUUUGCUAGUUGAGAUUACUGAGCAAUUAAAAUUGGAAGUGGUAAACAAUGGCUUACCUGUUUCUUGGUCAAGCAAUGAACUGGAUGGUAUCAUGAAGGCUAUUUCAAAGUUGCAAGAUUAUCUACAAAGAAGUCAGUUCUCUGCAAAAUUUGAGUGGGUUGCUGGUUUACUUGUAAAAGCAAUAGAAAAUGGUGAAUGGGUUGUUCUAGAAAAUGCAAAUCUUUGUAAUCCCACGGUUCUUGAUAGAAUCAACUCUUUGGUGGAGCCAAGCGGAUCAAUUACACUUAAUGAAUGUGGGCUUAUUGAUGGAAACCCAGUGGUUCUUCAUCCACACCCAAAUUUUCGGAUGUUCCUCACAGUUAAUCCAAGCUAUGGUGAAGUAUCUCGAGCUAUGCGAAAUAGAGGAGUUGAGAUAUUUAUGAUGCCACCAUACUGGCUGCUUGAUGAGGAAAGUAGAGCAGAGUUUGAAUUAAAGGAUGUGAAAAGAUUUCUUGUUUUAUCUGGUGUUCCUGUUGGUAAAUUAGUCGAGUCAAUGGCCAAUGCUCAUAUUUAUGCUAGGAAUGAGGGCCUACACCUUAAUGUUCAUAUUACAUAUCUUGAACUUGCAAGAUGGAUUAAGUUAUUCCAGAAGCUUCUCAUAAAUGGCAGCCAGCUUUUGUGGAGCCUCCAAAUAAGUUGGGAGCACACAUAUCUAUCUUCUUUAGGUGAGGCUGUUGGAGGGUAUAUUAUCAAUCAUGCAAAGAUUGCUUUCUUAUCAGUAAAACCACUGUCAGUCUCUGAUUUGCCCACUGAAUCAUCUUUGUAUUUGCCUGGUGGAUGGCCAAUGCCAUUGAAGUUGAGGGAUUACAUAUUUUACUCGAAGGAAGCUUCUGUCAAACAGAACUUUAUGUAUCUGGAGCACCUUUUGUCUCAGUAUGAAUUGGGAGCCUCAAGGAAUAAAGAUGGCUUGGACCAAGUUUUGUCUGCUACCAGCCUUGUGGGGGCUUAUUUGGUCGAUUUAAAGAUGAUCCAUCUACUCAUGUUUCCACAGGCUCGUAAGGGAAUAUUUUCUAAGUCAUGUAGGGACACAAAAUUUGACCUGAAGUUGGCUAAACAGAUGAUAUUGUUUGCUGCCAAUUGGACUAUUGAACAGGCAACUGAAAUUGAUUAUAAAUUAUUCCUUCUCUGGUUUGGUUGGAUUAGCUCUAGACUAGAAUGCGGUCAUUUUUUCUAUUCAUUUGAGAAAUUACUCGCACAGGAAUUUGAGCAUACUAUUUGGAAGUGUAUUUUUCACUGCCACCAUGAACUUGCAUCUCCUCACCAAAUAGAUUUGAACUUGCGUCCAGUACCAUUGCUUUCACUAGACUUAAUUGAUUUAACUCGACCAAAUGAAACUCCAAACUCGUUAAGUGAGCUUCUGUCCAAAGCUAUUAAUUCUGUAGGCAUUCUAAGACUUUCUUAUCAACAGUGGAAUGCUCAAAGCCGGCAUAUCUAUGAUAAUGGAGCCCAGCAUUUCAAACUGGUCUUGGAGUCUCUGCAAGGGUUGGAGAAAGAAAUCCUUGACAUGCUGGUUGCAUCUCCAUCCUAUGAUGUGCUGAUUAAAAUUUACACUCAGCUUCUUGAUGAUCACAUAUUAUUUUGGAAUGCUUUUAUCUCAUCACAGUUUAAGGAAUUGCUAAUGUCUUGGAAUAAUUUAGCCAAGGAUGUCUCAAAGUUGCAUGAUUUCUGUCCAAAAGCUGUUGGAAAUGUAUUAAUGAUGGCAAGUAUUCAUUUAGAUAAAGAAUUCCAUAGGCCAUCUCAGCAGUCCUUGCUAUGGAUUCAUGGUGGCCAUCCAAUGAUACCUUCAUCUGCUAAACUAUAUGGCAAACAGCAACAACUUUUACAGCUAUGUGAGUUAAUCUGGCCAACACAUAAAAAUCCACGUAAGCAAGUGGAUGAUGGUGUUAUUGAGAUAGCUGCAUCUUCUGAUCCUGAACUUCGCUUCCUUGCUGUGCAAGGUAUUUGCAUGUCAUUGUAUAUUACCAGUAAAUGUGACGAAGACAGUGUUGAAGUUGUUCAGCAGUUGGAGGAGAUGUAUCAGAUGCUUUUGGAAAGAUUUAGAUAUGAAAAGCGCAAAUUGGAGGCAAAGUUACAGUCUGAUGAGAAUUCUGUUCUUGAGGGGAAUUCAGCUUCUCCUUGUAUUCUCUUCCCUGAAAUAUUGCACAUGAAGUCUGGUUGUGCAAGUUGGCAAGGGGCACUUUCCAUAAUUGACAUCACAAGUUUUGUCCUCGACAUGGAAUUGCUUCAGAAGCUUUCAGCAAUUAUUUUGGUCGAUCCCAGAGGAUUGCAGCUGGCACUUAGUAGUGUGUCUAACUUGCUGGAUUCUUCCUUAAAAUACUCGCUAUCAUUUUCAUCUAGGCCUCCUCAAAAUUUCAUACCGCAUCAAAAAAUUUUAUGGACGCUUGAAGCAUGGACAUCUAUUGAUGCAGUGAAUGCAAAAAUUUCCAGUUAUGUUCUUGAGAUGUGGUUUUGGUGGCAUUCAUCUUUAUGGAACCAUCACCUUGGUUCGGUUGAGAACUUCUCAAAGACUGAUAGUUUCAGUAGUCCUCUGCCUGCAAUGCUUGCUCAGCCAAUAAGAACGGCCUGUGUCACCCAUAUAGUGCAAAGUUCAUGUUCUUUUAAGGAAUAUUUUGCUCAUUCUUCAAAACUUAAACUAGCUUCAUGCAAUUUCUGGCAAAGUCCUUCAACAGGGACAAAUUUACCUAGUUUUCUGCUAUUUGUUGCCCGCUCUCUCUUCCAACAGAUCAUACAUGCAUACAGGGGAGUAUUCGAUGCUGAUAAAUUUGCUGCAAUCAACUCCAUCUUCUGCUCCUUCCAGAAGAACAUAAUUACAGAAAAUGAGGUGCAAAAUUUGAGUUCACUCAUUGCGUCUUCAAGCGAUCAAUAUUUGAACUCCUUAUUGCAUCUGUUAAUAGAGCCUCUAAUCAAAGAGCUUUAUCUCGAUUGUUAUUCCACCGACUUCGAUUUGAAUCUUGGUUAUGCAUGGUUACGGAUUGGUGGAUUGCGCUUCAAUCUCUUGCUUAGUGGUCAUGCUAUGGAUCCUGCCAUGAAAUACGCUUUCAAGUACUCACAAUUAGAAGAAAAGAUUUCAUCACUUGAGCUUGAAAUCAAGGUACGACAAGAAUGUGACUAUAUAGCAGGAUGGUUUUCUUCAAGGGAGGCUGACAAAAAGAGACUUAAAGAAUUACAGAUGCUUAAAGUUAAGCAAAAGAGGCUUCAGAGAAAGGUGGUGUUCCGUAGCAACCAGUCAAAAUUUAAUGCACUAAGAAAAGAAUGCAAGGAGUUCCUUAAACUUGUUAUUAUGGUGGUGGAUUUGGUUAGUAAUUUUGAUGUCAUGGACUUACAAAAGGUUCUUGACCAAGUGUGUAACUGGCAGGAAACAGCAAGUUGUUUUAUCAAAAGGUUAUCAGAUGAAUAUAAGGAAUAUGCUGAUGUAGCCCAACCAGUUCAAGUUGCUGUUUAUGAGAUGAAAUUAGGCCUGUCACUGGUUCUUUCUGGUGCCUUGUCAAAGAACCAUUUAAACAAAAUUGAGGUGGAUAAUAUGGAGCAAGUUGUGGAAUCAAUUUAUUCAUUCAUGAAAUUCCCAAGGGGAUAUUCUCUUGAUUCAAUUUCUUCCAAUGAUAUAGCCAGUCCUGUAAACUUCUCAGAGCGGGAAAUAAAUUUGUUGGAAAAGCUAAUUUCUAUUUCAAGUGAUAUCAAUGCUGAAAGAGGAGUAUCUGUCUUUCAACUCAAAGUAGCUCUUCAUCUGAAUAUUCUUGUCCAUAUUGCCCAUUUUGUGGCCAAUGCACAAAGGAUUGAUAGUACUUCUUUCAAGAUAUUGGAUAAGAUGUUCAAUGAAUUUGCAAGCAUUUGGAUGAAUAUGAAAGUUCAGGCAAAAAAUAAAGAAGGUCAUGAUGCUCAACAAUACAAAUUCAGGCCUCGUGCCUUUGAGAUCAAACGUGUUAUUGAUGUUAAUAUCUCAACUUUUGGCAAAUUUCUGGAAAAUGAGAACCUCUCAGAAUGGCUUGAGUUUCUUUCUGAACAUGAAUGUUCAGAAAAGGUGGAAACUAGUUUGGAGAAUGAAAGUUUGAAGGACGAAUGGGACCUUAUGCAGGAGGUGGUGCUGGACAACAUGAUCCAGAUUCACAACCAAUUAUUUGGAUCCACUAAUCUUGUUUUACAUCCUGGAACAUUUUCUGUCUCUGAUGCUGAUAGAUUGCGUUUGUUCACUGACUCAUAUUCCUUGGGAGCAGGGAUGAUCAAAGGUUUAGGGGGUUUAGUUUCCUCUGGUUUAGAUGCUAAACUGGUGCCAGAGCAUUUACUUCGCCUUUGUUUGGAGGAUGAACGAAUAUUUGUUUCAUCUCAUAAAUCAUCUAGCAAUUACAAUUUUUAUAAGGAUUCAAAUGCUUUUGAGAUGGCUAAAAUGGUGAAGUUACUUCUCUCUCUUCAAGAACGAAUUGUCAGCCUUUUGAAUGAGUGGGAAGAUCACCCUGGCCUGCAGAAAAUCAUAGAUGCAAUUGAACUGCUGUUGGGUAUUCCUUUGGACGCACCUUUAGCCAAGGCUCUAUUAGGAUUGCGCUUCCUACUUAACAGGGCCAGAGUGUUGGAAGAAAAUGGAUCCAAAUUUUCUCUGUCUGACCAACUCAAACCUAUUAUUUCUCUGGUGUGCUCUUGGCAAAAGAUGGAAUUUGAUUUUUGGCCUGCACUGCUUGAUGAGGUGCUGAAUCAAUAUGAGAUCAAUGCUGCAAAGUUGUGGUUUCCUCUAUUUUCGGUUUUGCACCAUAGGCAUGGUGCUGAUAUUGCUGGAUAUGAGCAGUCCACGAUAGAAAGUUUGGAGGAGUUUGUUAACACUUCCAGCAUCGGUGAAUUUAGAAAACGCCUUCAGCUUCUUGUUGCUUUCCUUGGUCAGAUUACUGCAGGUAGAUGCCUGGAAGUGGAGACUUAUGCAAGUCCUUUGCAGGACAGAAAUUUGGAGAUUUUGUAUAAUGUGUUUGGAUACUAUGUUCAACUUUUGCCAAUAAUCUUGGAGUACAUUGAAACUAAUAGAAGAAAUAUUGAAAUGGAACUGAAACAACUUCUGAAGCUAUGUCGAUGGGAACGAGUUGAGGCUUGCUUCUCUGCUGAAAACUCAAAAAGGGCUCGGCAGAAACUUAAGAAGCUAAUUCAGAAAUACACAGAUAUACUGCAACAACCUGUAAUGCUUAUUCUUAACCGUGAGGCUGUACAGAAAGGCAUAAAUAUUCAAUCUGUCUGUGGUCCAAAGCCCCUCAAUGAUAUUUCAGAUGCCAACACCAGGUUGUUGAAUGCUGUUCUAGAUCAAUUCAGUGAUAAAGACAGGUUUUUAUGGUAUCCUGAUUGGAGGGAAAAAGUAAAUGAUACUUUGCAGAACCUACACGUUGACAGCAUUUCUCAAUUAUGCUCACUGGGUGUCAAAGAUGUUGCAAGUAUCACAGAGCAAGUUUUAGCUUCCCAGUCUGCAUGUAAAUUACAACUUGAACAGUGGAAUGCUGUGUGCGAGACGCUUGAAAAAAUAUGUAGAGCUACUAUUGAUUGUGAUUAUCUGUGGAAAGAUACAGAAAAAAGUGUAGGGAAGAAGAGGGCUUUCUCUGAGCUUCUGAAGCUGUUGGAAAGUAGUGGGUUGCACAAGCACAAGUUUGAAGUUAUGAAUAUAUCCAACAAUUCAAACUGGUUGUUCAUUCAGCCAUCAUAUGAUGUGCAGCAUUUGCUGCUGACCCAGAAUAGACUGUCGUUUGGAGGUUCUACUGCCACUGAAGUACAAUGUCAGCCUGAUGAAAGUGUGGAUGGUGAAUGGAAAACAGUCAAUGAAUUUUACUUUAAAAGUACUGCAUCUGUGCAGCUUCUGCAACAGAUAUGCUUGAAACCCCACGAAGAUAUUACCUUCCAGCAGGCUAGUAGGUCGCUCUCUUUUCUGAACCAUCUAAUAGUUGUACAACAGAGUCAACGUGCUGCUGCCUAUGGUUUUUCUAAACGUUUGCAGUGCAUGCAAAAAUGUUUAUCAGCUCUGGGAAAUUUGUGUUCAAGGUUUCCUGGUAGGGACAGCAGAACUGGAAUUGAAUUCCCUAUGUAUCCCUUCAAAUGUUUGUGGAAACAAAAGCAAUGGUUUGAUGCUCUGACUGUCAUGUUGGUUGAGGAAUUGCUGUUGCUUAGAAAAGUAGAAAAUACCCUUUUAAAGCCUUGUCAUAAUAUCAAGCCUGCAGAGCAUAAUGUUCUUCAAUUCAUUGAAAAAUUUAUCCCCAUCAUGCAGAAAUCCAAGGAAUCUCUGGACAGUUACCUUGUUGGCAAUCUUGGAAUCAUGCAAAAUGUUAUAGAGGAAUCAGUAGAUAAAUAUCUACUUCAUAACAUGGGUGCUUUAUCUGCCAGUCCCAUGCGUCCAUUUGUCAUUUCGAAACAAAUGGAGCAACUGAUAUACGGAAAUUUUGAAGUUAUCAAGGAGUUUGGAGAGCAUCUCACUGAUUUACGCAAGCAAGAUUUGAGCAGAAGCUCAGUGAUAGAGGCAUUGCUUGGUCGUUUUCAUGAUGCAUUUGAAAAGGGCAAGUUAUUGUCUGAAGAGCUUGACUUUUCUCUAAUGGAAAAAUCAAGAAAUGUAUCAACAAACACAUGCAACAAGUCCAUCUGCCGCCAUGAAAAUUGUUCUGAGCUUGGUGUUGUGUUCGGUGGAACCCUCAAAAAUACACUUCAAGUUAUCAUGGAUGUGCUGAAAAAACAGUGUUCAUUGAGUAAUGGAUGUGCUCUUUCUGGAGAGUCAUUGGAGAAUAUUACGUCAUGGGAAUAUCUAUUUAAAACAUCAGUAGAAAAUUUGAAUGUAGAAGAGUUGUAUGAUAAUCUACUCAAAACAAUAAUUUAUGCAGAAAAAGUGAUGAAUCAUUCUGGCUGUGAUACAUCCCAUCUUUCUUUCCAUCUUGAAGCAUGUUUUCAGCAUCUGCAUGCACUUUCAGAGCUAAUAUUGACUUUUGGUGAUUGUCUACUACAAGAAUUUUUAGCCAUGCAUAAAAUGGUCUCUGUUAUGACUCAUGUUCUUGCGAAUGUUUUAUCUUCAUUGUUCUCAAAAGGGUUUGGUACUGCUGCCAAAGAUGAAGAUGAUGAUGCUAGUCAUGGUAAAUCUCAAGAUGCAACAGGGACUGGGAUGGGUGAAGGUUUGGGACUUAAUGAUGUUAGUGAACAGAUAACCGACGAAGAUCAACUUCUUGGAGCUUCUGAGAAGGCAAGUGCAGAACAAGAUGCUUCCCAUGACGCUCCAAAUAAGAAUGACAAGGGUAUCGAGAUGGAGGAGGAUUUUGCUGCUGAUACAUUUAGUGUUAGCGAGCACUCUGAGGAGGAGAAUGAUGAAGAUGGUGAUGAUGGGCAACUAGAGUCUGCAAUGGGGGAAACCGGAGCUGACAGUGAAGUCAUUGAUGAGAAACUUUGGGAUAAGAAGGAAGAUGAGGACCCUAAUACUACAGACGAAAAGUAUGAAUCUGGACCAUCAGUUAGGGACAGGGAUCCAAGCAGUAGGGAGCUUAGAGCCAAGGAGGAUUCUGCUGCUGAUAUUGAUGAUGAGGAACCUGGAGAGCUUAAUUCUGUGGAACCUGAUAAACAAAAUAAUGAGGUUGGAGACCAAGAUGAUCUUGGGGAUGCAGAAGGAGGUAUGGAUGACAUGCAGAUGGACAAGGAAGAAUCAGUUGCUGAUCCAACUGGACUUGAGCAUGAUGAGUUGAAAGAAAGAUCUGUUGAGGAUAUGGGUAUGGAUGAAGACAUAAAUGGAGAAGACUUGGACUCUAAGGAAGAGAUGGGUCAGGAAGGUGGUGAUGAUCCUUCUGAGGAUGGGAACCAGGAUGAGUCUGCUGAGAAUGGGAGCCAUGCCGAAGAGAAUGCAAAUCCUGUUGAUGAAACUAUGGAAGAGGCGGAUGCUGAACCAGUGGGAGGACCUUCUGAAAGUAAUGAUCAUGGCAAGGAUAAAGAAGAGAACUCAGAUAUAAAUUCAAUGGCAUCAAGGAAAGAUGUGUUCAGAGAUGGAAUUUCCGACUUAAUUAGCAACCAUAUGCCUAAUACAGCAUCUGCAACACAACCAAAUGGGAACUCACAGGUACCAGAUUCACAAAAUGUUGCACCAGAAGCAAACAUAUCUAGUACCAGCGAAACUUAUAAUGACCUUGCUCCCCAGAAAAGCUUACCUUCUGGUCAAACUUCUGAGAUGGACAUAAUGAUCUCUGACUCAUCAAAUAAUGGAAGUCUGACUGAUGAUCACCAAAAAGCAGAACACCCUGAGAAGGAAUCUUUAUCUGUUCAAAAUACCCAACCAAACCCUUACAGAAAUGUUGGAGAUGCACUUGAGGAGUGGAAAGAAAGGGUCAAAGUAUCUGUUGAUAUUCAGGCAGACAGCAAGGAGGCACCCAGUGAGAUGGAGGACAAGGAUGCUGAUGAAUAUGGAUAUGUUCCCGAGUUUGAAAAGGGAACAGAGCAGACAUUGGGCCCUGCUAAUUCUGAGCAGGUUGACACAGAUAUCAAUAGUAAGCCAGAUGAGGAUAACUCUGCAGCUCCAAGAGAGGAUAUGAGCAAGAUGCAGAUUGAAAAGCAAAGUUCUGAAGAUAGGCAUCUGAAACAUUAUGGCUCAAUCCUCAAAAGUAAGAUGGAGGAGCAGAAGCAGUCCUCUGAUUCUGAGAAGGCAUGUAAGGAGGGAUCCCCAGAAAUCGAUGGUCGUUAUGAUGAUGGUCGGGGAAUACUUUCUGAGAGUUUGGUCUCUAUCAAGAAGUCUUACUUGACUGAGGAGAUAGACCACCUUAGCAAACUUUCUGUGGACGAUAAUGAGCUUGGGAAAGUCCAGGAUCCUGGAGAAAUUUCCCUUGAUAUAAAGAGUAAUGCUGCUGCUCUUUGGAGAAGAUAUGAGUUGCUCACAACAAGGUUGUCCCAAGAGUUGGCUGAACAACUGCGUCUUGUUAUGGAACCCACUCUAGCGAGCAAGCUUCAAGGAGAUUAUAAAACUGGGAAGCGGAUCAACAUGAAGAAGGUAAUUCCCUAUAUAGCAAGUCACUACCGGAAAGAUAAGAUAUGGCUGAGGCGAACCCGGCCUAACAAACGCGACUACCAAGUUGUCAUUGCUGUGGAUGAUUCACGGAGUAUGUCUGAGAGUUGUUGUGGGGAUGUUGCAGUUGAAUCAUUGGUGACAGUCUGUCGUGCCAUGUCUCAACUGGAAAUGGGAGACUUGGCUGUUGCAAGCUUUGGUAAGAAGGGGAACAUAAGGUUACUGCAUGAUUUUGGUCAGCCAUUCAAUGGGGAGGCUGGGGUAAAGAUCAUUUCCAAUUUGACAUUCAGACAAGAGAACACCAUUGCUGACGAGCCUGUUGUUGACUUGUUGAAGUAUCUGAACGACAUGCUUGAUACUGCAGUUGCAAAAGCACGACUCCCUUCUGGACAGAACCCACUACAACAACUUGUUUUAAUUAUUGCUGAUGGUCGGUUCCAUGAAAAGGAGAAGUUGAAACGUCGUGUUAGAGAUUUCUUGAGUAGGAAGCGAAUGGUUGCAUUUCUGCUUCUGGAUAGCCCACAGGAAUCCAUCAUGGAUCAAAUGGAAGCAUCAUUUGUUGGUGAAGGUGAAAAAAGAGUGCUUAAAUUCACAAAAUACCUCGACUCCUUCCCCUUUCCAUACUAUAUUGUAUUGAGGAAUACUGAGGCACUUCCAAGAACCCUAGCUGAUUUACUGAGACAGUGGUUUGAGCUUAUGCAGUAUUCAAGGGAUUAAAUUGUUUUUGAUUGGAGAAAGAUCGGUGCGACAAGCAGUGCAGUAGAGUUAUAGAGCAUUUUUGGUACAGUUAAAUGGGGGGAAAACUCUUCCUCAAUGGUGGGGAUCUUGUAAGGCGUAGUAUAGGGAAGAAAUUUAAACACACAAAUGAUCCCUCCAUAGAUACAAUUUUGUAUAUGGCAGGCAGAGUGGAUCUAACUCAUAUGUAAAGCUAUUGUUUCAUUAAUGUCAAGUCUCGCCGUUUCUUUCUCA